CCGUAUGUUACAUAUAAUAAAAAAUUUCGCAUUUAAAAUUGCUAUCGGAGAAUGGCCCCAAAAUCUUAAAUUGAUGAUCAUUGCUAAAUAGUAUUUAAAGUUAAAGUUAUCCCCAAUUUUCAUUUAUUUCAUUAAAACGUUUUCUUCUCCAAUUAUUACUAACAUCCUUAUUCAUCAUGACAAGCAGCAAGGAUUUAUUCCAUAAACUUAAGAAACCAUUCAAAUCUAGCAAACAUAAUACAUUGAAUGAUGAAUCUGAAAAACCACUGGAACCUCCAGCAAUUAAAGAAUCACAGGAUAGUAAAGAGUCAAUAAUAACUCAAACUUCCAAGGGCAAACUUCAAACUUUCCCUCCUAAAACUCAAAAGGAACCUUUACCACCGGAUUUACAUGGUGAUUAUACAAAUUAUAAACUCCCUACACAUGAAACUGUUAUCAACCAACCUCCUGGCUUAAAUGAAAAUUAUAAUCCAUACUAUACUGAUAAUGCAAAGAUAACAAAUGGGACCGGAAACUUUUAUUAUCCCAAGAAUACCACUACGGAAGGAACAAAAGAACAAGCUACUCAAGCUGUAAUGGAAACUGAAAAACAAAGGAAAUUAAGAGAAACCAGAGAGGCAUUAUCUAAAGGAAAUACCGCUAAAGUGGAACCAGACUCAACAUCAAAACCAAUCAAUGAAGGGACAAGUGGAUCAUUAUCUCCCACAUCUGAUAAACAUGUACUUAAUCCUAACUUGACUGAAAUUUGUGAUGAAAAUGUUUCUACAACUGCAGUUUAUAAUCAACCAAUUUCAACCCCAAAAUCAACAGAUACUGAUAUUAAUUCAAAUAAAGAUAAGAAAACCACAACAGAGUCAUAUGCUACUGGUGGUGCUUUUGGUGGUUUAUCUGGGGUUAUAGCUGCUACUGCUGCCACCGCUGUAGAUUACAUAGGUUUCAAAAGUCUGAAUUCUGAUGAAAAAAGUGACUUGAAAGAAAAUGUAGACUCCAACAAGGAAGAUACUUCUGAAUCUCAACCUAACACUACAAGUGAAAAACUUCAAUAGUUUCAGUUAAUUUUCCACAGAAAAUAGUUAUAUGUAAACUGUGUAUAUUAAUUUUAUAUUUAUAUUAAUCCUAUAUAAGAAAUUCCAGUCUUUUUUUCGGUUGUCAUUUUUGCUGCAAAAGUUUUUCAAAGAACACAUAAACAACAGUUCCCACUAGGCCAAGCGAAGA
This is a messenger RNA of Scheffersomyces coipomensis, 1215 nucleotides long. RefSeq lists its product as uncharacterized. The transcript has a single exon. The coding region runs from base 177 to 1046 and encodes 289 amino acids. Lineage: Eukaryota; Fungi; Ascomycota; Pichiomycetes; Serinales; Debaryomycetaceae. The record is from RefSeq and is a predicted model, not a curated record.